CUCAAAUCCUCUCAACUCAGAUGCACUUCAUGUGUGUAGUUAGAGGUUAUAUGUAGUGUGUAUAGAUGAAUUAAGUAAUCGAAUAAGAUUAAUGAAAAAGAACUAACAAAAAGCAUUAAGAUUCAAGUUGACAAAAGAAAGUUAUUAAAUAAGUAUUUGUUAUUGUAUUAUCUAUUUUAUUGAAUUUCUUAUUGUUGCAAUUGAACUUUACUGUUAUUGCGUCCGUGCCAAAUAUUAAGUUUUAUAAAAUUAUUUUAUUCGAUAUUAUUACAUUUUAAAUUUAUUGUAAUAAUAACUAUUAUUAUUAUUAUUAUUAUUGUUGUUCUUAUUAUUAUUAUGGAUACUGUUAACGACAAAUGUAAAAAAAGUAUGUCUAAUACGUACGAAGAUGAAGAAGAACGAAAACAUUUUCAACGAAUUUUUUCGGCUUUUAAACAUUAUAAACCACAUUCAUUACAACGAGUCCGUAAGACAGAAAAUUAUUUAUCAUCGUUACCUCAGCACCACCAAAAAUUGCUUAUAAAUUACCGUGAGCAUUUGCAACAAGUUAAAGUUUGUAUUGAACACAACGCUGAGAUAAUAAAAUUAAUAACACGUGAUGCGUCGAGUAUUUUUGAAAACGUAAAUCCACUUGAUGAACACGAUAAUACAUUAAAUUCACGGCCAAUUCUAGCUGAUCAAGAAAAAGUCCAAGCAACUAUCAAGCAGCUGAUCCGUGAUUGGAGCAUACAUGGGAUGGAAGAAAGAAAAUCAUGUUACCAGCCAAUUAUUGAUGAAAUAAUUAAUCAAUUCCCUUCUGACGAAUGUAAUCCUUCCAAGAUAAAUGUCCUUGUACCUGGAGCUGGAUUAGGACGACUAGCAUACGAAAUAGCCAAGCGUGGUUACACUUGUCAAGGAAACGAGUUCUCGUUAUUUAUGUUGUUUGCUUCAUACUUUGUUUUAAAUAAGUGCAGAGAAGUUAAUUCGUUUAAAAUUUAUCCUUGGGUGCAUCAGUAUAUGAAUAAUUUAUACUCAUCGCAUCAGACACAAGAUUUAUCAUUUCCCGAUGUUAAUCCAAGCGACUUGCCAGAGAAUGCACAAUUUUCCAUGACUGCUGGAGAUUUUUUAGAAGUUUAUCAUGAACACGAUUAUUGGAAUUGCAUCGCUACAUGUUUCUUCAUUGACUGUGCGAAUAAUGUACUCCAAUUCAUUGAAACAAUCUACAAAACUUUAAAACCCGGUGGAAUUUGGAUAAAUUUGGGUCCACUUCUCUAUCACUUUUCUGACAUGCCUAACGAAGAUUCAAUUGAGCCCAGUUAUGAAAUCCUUAGACAAAUUAUUUUAGGCUUUGGUUUCAAAAUCGAGAAGGAACAAACGCAAAUUAAAACUCGUUACGCGCAAAAUAUCAACAGUAUGUUGCAAUGUGAGUACAACAGCGUGUAUUUUGUGUGCAGAAAGCCAAAUAAGCAGUCAAUAGUUGAUAUAAUAGAUAUUAAUGGACAGUGCGAUAACAUUAAAAUCGAUUGUGAUAAUGAUCAUUUAAAUAACCAUGAUAGUCACGAAGAAGAAAUUUAACGUAAAUAAAUAUUUUUUUUUU
Messenger RNA from Cotesia glomerata, 1576 nucleotides. RefSeq names its product carnosine N-methyltransferase. Gene Ontology annotation, molecular function: S-adenosylmethionine-dependent methyltransferase activity. Bases 337 to 1554 code for a protein of 405 amino acids. The transcript has 7 exons. Lineage: Eukaryota; Metazoa; Arthropoda; Insecta; Hymenoptera; Braconidae. The record is from RefSeq and is a predicted model, not a curated record.